AUGCAUGGCUCUGAGAUUCGAACGUUGUCACAAAACAGCACGAACAAAGCCGUCGUCUCGUUCUGCUCUACGGUUGUCGGAGGAGGAGGAGGAGGAACGGCCGCGACGAUGCACUUGGCUCCAAUUGCUUCGACGAGCGCAAAAAUCUCCACAUCAGCAAGCUCCAUCGACAACGGUCGAACGAAUCUACAGAAGCACCGAAAAGGGCAUCGUCACCACACUGCAGAGUCAGCCGAAGUCACCACUCGCGAAGUUCGUCCAGACAAGAGAACGGAGAGAUCCGUGUUUGCACGAGGAAAGGAAAACGACGCCGCAACGACAGAAAUGCUUCGAUCGAAGAUCGUUGAGCUGGAGGAAGAAGGAGAAAAGCUACUCAAAUGGUGCACCCAGCAGAAGAAAAAGAUUGAAGAACAAAGCGACGAAGUCCAACGACUCAACAGCCUUGUAGCCCCCCUCGGCGAAGAAAACCGCUCUUUGAAGGAGGAGUUGGAAGGUCCGUACUACACUAGGAUCAUAGAUCAGGCCAAGCGCCUCCUUGACGAGAACGAGAAGCAGGACGAAGAAAUCCAACGACUCACAAAUGCAGCAGGGGCUUCCAGUGAAUACGCCCGCUUUUAA
Molecule: messenger RNA, 618 nt
Organism: Seminavis robusta
Lineage: Eukaryota; Bacillariophyta; Bacillariophyceae; Naviculales; Naviculaceae
Source: the annotation of a GenBank genome assembly